Messenger RNA from Mesocricetus auratus (golden hamster), 1822 nucleotides. RefSeq names its product peripheral myelin protein 22 (gene Pmp22). The transcript has 5 exons. Bases 205 to 687 code for a protein of 160 amino acids. Gene Ontology annotation, cellular component: plasma membrane. The record is from RefSeq and is a predicted model, not a curated record. NCBI's taxonomy places the organism in Eukaryota, Metazoa, Chordata, Mammalia, Rodentia, Cricetidae.
GGAGCUCCACCAGAGAACAUCUCAGGGAGCCUGGCUGCAAGCAGCAGAGCUCGGAUCCGUGUCAGCUGUGGGCAUCUGCUGUCCCGUGGGGAGGCCUUGCCUUCCAUCCUUUGCAUUUGACUGCAAAGAAAUCUGUGUGGAGAAAGGCAUUACACCGUUGUUCUGGCACCGCUCCACCGAGCCCGAACCCAACUCCCAGCCACCAUGCUCCUACUGUUGUUGGGGAUCCUGUUCCUCCACGUCGCGGUGCUAGUGUUGCUGUUCGUCUCUACCAUCGUCAGCCAAUGGCUCGUGGGCAAUGGACACACAACUGACCUCUGGCAGAACUGCACCACGUCCUUCUCUGGAGCCGUCCAGCAUUGCUACUCAUCGUCAGCGAGUGAAUGGCUGCAGUCUGUCCAGGCCACCAUGGUCCUGUCUGUCAUCUUCAGCGUCCUGGCUCUGUUCCUGUUCUUCUGCCAGCUCUUCACCCUCACCAAAGGUGGCCGGUUUUACAUUACUGGAUUCUUCCAAAUCCUUGCUGGUCUUUGCGUGAUGAGUGCAGCGGCCAUCUACACAGUGAGGCACAGCGAGUGGCAUGUCAACACUGAAUACGCCUAUGGCUUCGCCUACAUCCUGGCCUGGGUGGCCUUUCCCCUGGCCCUGCUCAGUGGCAUUAUCUACGUGAUCCUUCGGAAACGUGAAUGAGGCGCCCGACGACACUGCACCAUCCGUCUAGGCUCUGAGCACUCAUAGGGUACAUGGGGAGGGAGGAAGGAAACCAGAAAACAAAUCGAACAAACCAAAAAGAGCUAGCCCCAAGCCCCAACUCAAGUCAAACCAAACAGAACGCAAUUGAGUGGGGAUUCCUGUCAAUUGAAGAUGUAUAUACUAUCUAUGGUUUAUAAAACCUAUUUAUAACACUUUUUACAUAUAUGUACAUAGGAUUGUUUGCUUUUUAUGUUGACUGUCAGCCUCGUGUUGAAUCUCAAAGAACUUUACAACCUAACACUAUAACCAAGCUCAGUAUCUUUGUUUUGUUUUUGUUUUUUUUCUUUUGUUUUGCUCAGACAUGAAAACUUCCAUGUGGCCCCUUUCAUGUAAAAUCAGAUACCUCCCUCCCAUUCAACCUCAUAGGAUAACCAAAGUAUGGGGACAAACCCAAAAUGGCCAAAUGCCUUCACACUGUAGGUGACCUGGUACAUUUAGCAGGAAUAUCCACUCCCCGAAUUGCUGUGUGGAGCCCUAAGCACUCACAGACAAAACACCCUGACCAGAGCCCUCUGCUAAAACAUGGCUGGUGGCUCUGGAACACUUGUCCUUUCGGGCAGAGUACCAGGGCCACACAUUUAAAUGAGAAGUCAGAGACAAGGAGUCUGUGAAAUGGUGCUAUGGAUUUACCAUUCCUCGUUAUUACUAAUCAUUUAAACCACUCACUGGAAACUCAAUUAACAGUUUUAUGGCAUAAAGUAGAAUGGAGACCUGAAUAAUUGUGUGUGAUAUAAACGGUUCAUAACUGCUUUCGUACCUAGCUAGGCUGUUGUUGUUACUACGAUAAAUAAAUCUCAAAGCCUCCACCACUCCCACAGUUUUCUCACGGUCAGAGCAUCGGGACAAGUGUCUAGACCCCUGGGACUGUGAGUUCCCUGGCUUGCUGGGUCUAGAGUGUCCGGUGCCUCCAAGGACUGUCUGGCAAUGACUUGUAUUGGCCACCAACUGUAGAUGUAUAUACGGUGCCCUUCUGAUGCUAAGACUCCAGACCUUUCUUGUUUUGCUUGCUUUUUCUGAUUUUAUACCAACUGUGUGGACUAAGAUACAUUAAAAUAAACAUCAGAGUAACUCA